AUGAAUGAUGAUGAUAAAUUGGUGCCAUUCUAUUCAUUUUCAUCAUCAUCAUCAUCAUCAUCAUCAUCAUCAUCAUCAUCAUCAUCAUCAUCAUCAUCAUCAUCAUCAUCAUCAUCAUCAUCAUCAUCAUCAUCAUCAUCAUCAUCAUCAUCAUCAUCAUCAUCAUCAUCAUCAUCAUCAUCAUCAUCAUCAUCAUCAUCAUCAUCAUCAUCAUCAUCAUCAUCAUCAUCAUCAUCAUCAUCAUCAUCAUCAUCAUCAUCAUCAUCAUCAUCAUCAUCAUCAUCAUCAUCAUCAUCAUCAUCAUCAUCAUCAUCAUCAUCAUCAUCAUCAUCAUCAUCAUCAUCAUCAUCAUCAUCAUCAUCAUCAUCAUCAUCAUCAUCAUCAUCAUCAUCAUCAUCAUCAUCAUCAUCAUCAUCAUCCAAAUCAUCAUCCAAAUCAUCAUCCAAAUCAUCAUCCAAAUCAUCAUCCAAAUCAUCAUCCAAAUCAUCAUCAUCAUCAUCAUCAUCAUCAUCAUCAUCAUCAUCAUCAUCAUCAUCAUCAUCAUCAUCAUCAUCAUCAUCAUCAUCAUCAUCAUCAUCAUCAUCAUCUUUGUUUUUGUUAGUUGACACACCCAACUAUUUUCUAUUACUUCUUCUUCUUCUUCAAAUCAUCAGUAAAUGA
Messenger RNA from Schistosoma rodhaini, 660 nucleotides. Lineage: Eukaryota; Metazoa; Platyhelminthes; Trematoda; Strigeidida; Schistosomatidae. The record is from the annotation of a GenBank genome assembly.